Messenger RNA from Megalobrama amblycephala (Wuchang bream), 1051 nucleotides. Its product is annotated as vitelline membrane outer layer protein 1-like. The transcript is spliced from 5 exons. The coding region runs from base 166 to 774 and encodes 202 amino acids. The record is from RefSeq and is a predicted model, not a curated record. NCBI's taxonomy places the organism in Eukaryota, Metazoa, Chordata, Actinopteri, Cypriniformes, Xenocyprididae.
AAAGGAAUCAGGCAGAUUCUGCUGACGGACCACAGACGGUUCAGAAAGGAUUCCUGUUCUGGAUUUGAAGAAGCAGUUGUCUCUUAGAGCAGUUUUAGUUUGCAAACCAAACAAAAUUAAUUUCAGCAUUUUUUUUUUAUCAGUCAGUCAGUCUGUGCGAUAGCAAUGCAUCACUUUCUUUCCAUUGUGUUUUCACUGAUCAUCUUUAUUGGGCAGCAUGUGAGCGUUCAGUCCACAGGAAGACGUUCUGAGCGGAGCACACACAGAAGUUACAAAUCAGUGUUGUCCGUGUCUAACGGAAUGUCCUGGGGGUCGUGGGGGGAUCAGGACAUGUGUCCAAGUGGAACGUAUGCCGCAGGGUUCAGUCUGAGGGUGGAACCACAUAUCAAUGGUGAUGAUACAGCGCUCAAUGGGAUUCGUCUUCACUGUUUAUAUCCGUCCAGAGUAUCAGCCGCAAAUGUUGUGUCCAACGCAGGACACUGGGGUGAGUGGACAAAUAUCAAGUGGUGUUCUUCGGGAUUCUUAAAAGCUUUCCAGCUGAGAGUCGAAUCUUCCCAAGGAAAGGGUGAUGAUACGGCCGCAAAUAACAUCAGGUUCAGCUGCAGUGAUGGUGUUGUGCUGACGGGUGACGGCACAGGCUGGGGUGAUUGGGGCGACUGGAGCUCAGCGUGUGGUGGAACAGGAAUCUGCGGCAUCAAGACGCGGGUAGAAGGUCCACAGGGAAAAGGAGAUGACACCGCUCUCAAUGACGCGCAAAUGUACUGCUGUGAAUGAGGUGUAGGAGGGAUGACAACAAGAACAGCAAGAAGACCAAAUGGAUUGUCAUAAUUGAUCAUCAUACUAUGAUAAGCUAACAUGAACCAUGUCAUACAACAGUUUUGUAAGGGAUAAUUCACAUGUGGGGCUGACUGGACAUCAUUCCACCCUAUUAUUGGAGUUCAUAUUAUUUUAUUCUAGUAUAUUAGUGAUUCUUCUAAAAGACUCCUAAACUUCUGCUGUCAGUCAAAACGGAUGUCAAAUAUAUCAGCAUUAAAGACUUUCUUUAACAGAA